Messenger RNA from Papaver somniferum (opium poppy), 842 nucleotides. Its product is annotated as wall-associated receptor kinase 2-like. The record is from RefSeq and is a predicted model, not a curated record. The transcript has 3 exons. Bases 1 to 804 code for a protein of 267 amino acids. Lineage: Eukaryota; Viridiplantae; Streptophyta; Magnoliopsida; Ranunculales; Papaveraceae. Gene Ontology annotation, molecular function: calcium ion binding.
AUGAAUUAUACAGGGACGUGUCAUUCACAAUGUGAUACAAGGAACAAAGUGAUAGAAGGUUCUUGUACUGGCAGUGGCUGUUGUUCAACACCAAUUCCAAAGGGUGUAUAUGGUACGUAUGGGAAUGUAACUAGCAACCUAAACGAGGUUUGGCCAUUCAAUCCUUGCAGUUACACCUUUACGGCUGAGACAGAGAGCUUCAAAUUUAGUGCAUUGGAUCUUGUGGAUAUGCAUAGAAAAGGUAAAGAAGUUUUAUCAGUGGUAAUGGCGAUAGGUACGGAGACUUGUAUAGAAGCACAAAAGAAUUCGUCAACUUAUCAGUGCCAUGUCAAUACUUCUUGUGUGGAUCCUAUAAAAAAUCCUGGAUAUCGCUGUGUUUGUCAUGAAGGUUACGAAGGAAACCCUUAUCUCAAACCUGGAUGCAAGGACAUUAAUGAGUGCGAGGAUGGAAAGAGCAAUCUCUGCACAAAUACAAUAGGGAGUUACAGUUGUUCUUGCCCGGACGGCAUUUCUGGCUAUGGAAGAAAAGAUGGGAGUGGUUGUGUGAAACAUGAAUUUCCAAUAUUAGGAGUAACUUUGGGUGUUGGUUUGGGGUUACUUGCAUUUCUUCUGAUUGGUAGUUGUUGUUUAUAUUUGAUCAUACAUAAACGGAACCUAAUGGAACACAGAAAGAUAUAUUUCGAGCAAAAUGGUGGAUUGCUGCUAAAACAAAAACUAUCCGCGAAUGAAGUUGGUGUAGAUUUCAACGGAAAUAUUUUCUCCAUAAGACCUAAAACUUGUUGGAAAUCGACUAAUAAAAAAUAAUUUUUUAAAGUUUUAAUAAAAAAUUAUAAUUUUGUUUU